This is a messenger RNA of Closterium sp. NIES-67, 3469 nucleotides long. Lineage: Eukaryota; Viridiplantae; Streptophyta; Zygnematophyceae; Desmidiales; Closteriaceae. The record is from the annotation of a GenBank genome assembly.
GUCAACUUAUACAUAUUAUCUAUGUAGAAGUUAUAGGCUAGACUGAGGUAUGCUUCUAGUGAGUACAACCAACUAUCGUGGUGCUCAAUGAACGGCACUGCCAAGAUUGCUCGUUCAUUAUUGUUGUAUCCCUCCUUGUUCUUGCCCCUGCUAGAACUAACUCGUUUCUUUGCCACAGCGCCUUCAGCCUUUUAGACAGCGCCACUCAACAGCAAUCUCGCCGAUCCUUCACCGAGAUCAGCGCCUCCCACGAAUCUUCCCAUUGGGAACCUAACUCGCCCGGGGAAGUCUAUUUUCUCAGCGUCAGCUGCGAUUGCUCCGUGGCCGCAGUUCCACCACACGUCGUCGUGCGCCCGCAGCGGUCUCCGUCAUCGCCCUGCCCACGCCCUCCCUCGCGCUGCGCCGUCAUUGCGCCACCCCUUGCCUCGUGCGAGUGCGCUAGACAGGCGCGCCUCACACAGCCCGCGCUGCGACUGUGAGCGCCCGGCGGACGCGGUUCACCCGCCGCUUAAGAAGGCAAUGGCUGGUGGGGUGGGCGCGUGGCGGCGGGGCGGCAUCAGCAUCAUCCGCAUGGUUACGAUUGCGUGGGCGCCGCUGGCGCUCGCACUGCUUGCGGCCGCCAGUCUUACCGUGCCAUGCUGCGCCGUCACGCGCGAAACGCAAGCGCUGGCGAGCAUGGCGGCACAGUGGCACGCGGGCGACGCGCUGGCGUCGUGGCAAGUGGACGAUGUGUGCGGCGCCCCAGCAGGGGCGACGGGCGUCACGUGCCAAGACGGGUCCGUCACCGCCUUGUCGCUGAGCGCAUCAGGGCUGUCGGGGCCGCUGCCUGCGGAGCUAGGCAGCCUCUCAGCGCUCACUCUCCUGGACCUGAGUUACAACAAGCUCACUGGCAGCAUGCUCAACAGCAUCAGCAACCUCACCCGGCUGCAUACGUUUGACCUUCACGCCAACAAGCUCAACGGCUCACUUCCCGACUCCCUCUCUGCCCUCAAAUCCCUGCAAAAACUAGACUUUCAGCGCAACGCCUUCAGCGGCACCCUCCCCACGUCCCUCUUCGCCCUCACCAACCUUCGCUACCUAUACACGGAUGGCAACAAGCUCUCAGGGUCACUGCCUGCCACUGUCGGUCGCCUCUCCAACCUCGUUGCCCUGCAGUUCAGCGGCAAUGCCUUCAACGGCACCCUGCCCGACUCCCUCAGCCGCCUCUCCAAUCUCCUCGACCUGGAGCUUCAGAAGAACAAGUUCUCGGGCUCCUUCCCCUCCUUCGUCUCCACCCUGCGCCAACUCACCAUGCUCUAUAUGAGCAACAACAACUUCACGGGCGACUUCCCACACUUCAUAGGCAACAUGACCCGGCUCGCCUAUGUCAAGAUCUUCACAAAUCAGCUCAGAGGCACGCUGCCUCAAUCCUUCAGCCAGCUGCGCAAUCUCACGCACCUCGACCUGAGGGACAUGCAGCUGUACGGACCCCUGCCGCCCUGGCUGGGCGACCUCACUCGCCUUAACUACCUCCACUUCCGCAACAACGAUCUGGCUGGCCCUUUGCCUGAGUCACUGGGGAAGCUCACCAACCUCAUUGAGAUCUCUCUCAUUGGCAACCCUAAGCUCAAUGGCACGCUGCCUGCGUGUUGGGCCAACUCCAUGUCCCUCGGUACCAUUGCGGCGUCGCGCCUUCAAUACGCGUGCCCUUCGCCUGAGUCCUGCUGCCCCACCGGCAGCCCUGUUCAGGACCUGCCCUUUUGCGUCAACUUCUGCCCCCAGUACUGCACCGCCUGUGCUCCAGGCAUGGCGCCUGGAGCUGUUGCGGGCAUUGUUGUCGCGGCCACACUUGCGCUGCUGGCCGUGCUGGCGCUCGCCCUCUACGUAGGCUACUACAAGUGGGGCCCCGGCCGCACGCGAGCGUGGGAGCGUGAGUUGGAGCGGGGGUUCCGCAAGUACACAUGGCGGGAGGUAAUGGGCGCCACUGACAACAUGAGUGACGCCAGGAAGCUGGGCAAGGGGGGCUUUGGCACGGUGUAUCUGGGGCAGGGGGAUGCGCCGGACCAGCUGGUUGCUGUGAAGCGUGCAGCAUUCGUGGAGCGGUCGUCCAAGACAGCCACCAUGUUUGAGGAGGAGGUGAAGGCGGUGUCACGCUUCUACCACAGGAACCUCGUGCGCCUGCUGGGGUACUGCAGUGACAACUCGGAGCAGGUGCUCGUGUACGAGUACGUGCCCAAUGGGCCGCUCAGCGACCACCUCUACGGCGACAUCAAAGGGCAGCUGCUGACAUUUGAGCAGCGGUUGGAGGCGGCAAUAGGGCUGGCGGAGGGGCUGGUGUACCUGCACAACCACACGGAGCGCCCCACCGUGCACCGCGACAUCAAGCCCUCCAACGUGCUGCUCACCCUCGACUACCAGGUGAAGAUUGCAGACUUUGGGUUGCUACGGGAGGUGGGCAGGGAGGAGAUGGUCACAUUCACCAAGGUGGCUGGCACACGGGGCUACAUGGACCCUGACUACAUGACCUUGGAGUUGCUCACCACCCGCAGUGAUGUCUACAGUUUUGGGGUGCUGCUUCUGGAGCUGGUGACAGGGAGGGAGGCGAUGGAGAGGGACCCGGAGGACAAGGAUAAGCUGGUGCACAUAACGUCGGUGGUGCUGCCCUUCAUAGUGUCGGGGGACAUCGACCUUGUGGUUGACACACGCAUUGCCACACCUCUCAACCUGCCCACUCUCCUCGCCAUGGCUCAGAUUGCGGCUCUCUGCGUGCAGCAGCCAGCCACGAGGCGGCCUGAGAUGGUGGAGGUGGUGAAGGCGCUGCACGCCGCCCGAAAGGACUACCACGCCCUCCACGCUGCUGCUGCUCCCGGGGUUGGCAGCAGUGACAGGGAGGCGUCGCAGCGGACCAGUGGGCAGCCGGAGAUGGGGGAUGAGGGAAAGACCCUCAUGAUUGGUGACGGAGUGCUGCUUGGAAGUACAUGGCAGGGUGGAUGGUCGCGAAGCAUCAUUCAGGCAUCCAUGGCGAAGCCCGACAACGAAGUGGACCUGGCGACCUGGCGCAUGGCGAAUGCUAGUAGUGCCCUGGCCGAAGCUGCUACUGCUCUGGCAGCGGCACAUGCCAUUGUGGUGAUGGAAGGGAUGCACAGUGAGAGUGAGAGGACAGCAGAGAUGCCAAACACAGCUGAGAGGAAGCAAACAAAAGGCAAGGCCCAUAUAUCAGAGCUGCCCCCUGUACCUGUGUGGGAGCAGCGCACAAGUGGCGAGUCGACUAUCAACACUAGCAGAUCAUUGCUGCACGGCCGGGUGAGCUCGUUUUCUGAUAGCAGCAGCAGUUGGGCUUCUCCACACGCAACAAACAAUGCGGUGUGAAGGUUUUCUAGAUUGGAAUUUAGGUGAAUAUGCUAUCUAGCGUCAAGUAAGGCUCAUAAACCUAGGCAUAUUGUUUUGUGCAUUGUCAAUUGCCUUGUAUAUUAACUUGGAGUCCUCAAUA